Messenger RNA from Meloidogyne enterolobii, 762 nucleotides. The record is from the annotation of a GenBank genome assembly. Lineage: Eukaryota; Metazoa; Nematoda; Chromadorea; Rhabditida; Meloidogynidae.
AUGAAAUUCCUUCCCCAUUAUCAGCUUGAACAUUUCUUAAUUUUAAAUUAUCAUUUUGCUGAAUUUCUUUUCCAUUUUCCUUUUUUUGUUUGUAUCGACGUAUGUUUUCAAGCACUUUAUCUCUAUUAUUUUUGUAGUAUUUUCGUUUACGUUCUCGGAUCUUUUCUUUAUUUUUCUCAUAAUAAGCCUUAUCAUAUCUGUUAGUUUUUAAAUUGUCCUCUUUUUUAUUUUUAAAUUUUGGUUUUAAAGUUUCUCUAUCUUCUUGAUUUGGAAUAUCAUGCAAAAAACUCAAAUCAUCCAAAAAGUUCUCAUCAGCCACCUUUCUUAUAUCAUCAUCUAUUUGUUGAAUAAGAUAUGUUCAACUUCCACACAAUUAACAAUUCCUUGUUCUAACUGAACAUUCUCUUUGAUCGGUUCAUUUCCUUUAUUAUCACGAGCAGCGUUCUGUAGCUUAUCAUAUGAAGUUCCUUCCCCAUUAUUAGCUUGAACAUUUUUUAAAUUUGAACUAUCAUCUUGUCUAAGAAACUUUUCAUUUCUCUUCUUUUGGCGGUAUUCUCGCUUGUAAUCAACCAAUUUAUCUUUAUUAUUUUUGAAGUAUUUUCGUUUACGUUCUCGGAUCUUUUCUUUGUUAACCUUUUGGUAAUUUCGAGCAUAUUCUUUAUUAUUUUUAGUAGUUUUUAACUUGUCCUUUUUUGUAUUUUUAAACUUUUCUUUAUUCUUUUGAUAUCUCUCUUUAUCAUAUUCUUUUUUCCUUAACUUUUU